AACACCCUUUUUUUAUAAUUCGCUUUACCCUUUAAUUAACUAAAUAAAUAGGAGUAUAAUUUACUUGCAAGAAACACUGCAACUAUAUAUAUAUAUAUAUAUUAUCACAUAAAAAUCUGCUUUUGGUUUCAAACUCUUUGUGGAUUCGCUUGUUAAGAUUCACACUCGAUCCUCUGUAACUCCCAGAUUUUUGUUAGAUUGAUCCUGAAUUGUGGGUUUCCACCAAAGAUAAUUGUAAUGAGCAAAAAGUCCCUCCUUUGUGUGUGUGUAUGUCUUUAAUGGUAAAGAAAAUGAGUUUGAUCACACCCACACACACUAACUUCAUCCGAAUAUCAUGUUGCAACUGAGUAGGUCCUCUGAUCAAUAAGGGUUAAGGUCGAAGUUUUUGAUGAAUGGGGAUUCAGACCAUGAAUUCUCAUGGUUGUGGUCAACAGUCUCAUUUACAGCCACUAGGCAGGCAAAACUCGUGGUUUAGCCUCACGCUUGAUGAGGUGGAGAGCCUGUUGGGCAACUUGGGUAAACCUCUGGGUAGCAUGAAUCUUGAUGAGUUGCUGACAAGCAUAUGGGCUACAGAGGCAAAUCAAUCUGCUGGGCCGGUGGUCAACAAUGCGUAUUCUACUUCGCUUCAACGUCAGGCUAGUUUCUCACUGACACAAGCGUUUAGCGGGAAGACUGUUGAUGAAGUGUGGAAAGAUAUCCAGCAAGGGCAGAAGAUGAGAAAUCUUGAGGAAAUGAACACCGAUGAGAGAGAGCCAACUCUUGGAGAGACAACUUUGGAAGACUUCUUGGUAAAAGCUGGACUUUUUGUUGUCGAUUCUUCUCAAGGCCUUGCAAUCACACCACAGAAUGUUACUCCACAACUAGGCCUAUCACCGUCUCCUUCAAUUGAAGCACUUUCAGAUACUCCAACAUCGGGCUGGAAAAGGGAUGCUUCAGAGAUCGAUAGGACCGUUGAUAGAAGGUUAAGGAGAAAGAUCAAGAAUAGAGAGUCUGCUGCACGUUCACGAGCCAGAAAACAGGCCUACCACAAUGAACUGGUAAACAAGGUUUCACGUCUGGAAGAGGAAAACAUGAAGCUUAAGAAACAGAAGGAACUGGACCAGAUGUUAUCCGACGUAUCUUCUGAAACAAGAUAUCAGCUUCGAAGAACAAGCUCAUUCUGACACAUCGCUUUUCCCCGUGAAGGUCUGUAGUCUGUGAAUCCUAGGACGGUUCUUAUAAAAAAGCUGAUGGUAUAUAAGCUCGUUGGUUUUAGCCAACAUCAUUACUUAUACGGCUUUCAUGAAAAUGAACUCCCUCUCACAACUGAGUAUCCCGUUGUAAGUGUGUCUGAAAUCAUGCUCGAAAUGGAAGAACCUCUCGGGGAGUUUAGAAAUGGAAGCACGGGUGACAAACAAGGAAGGAUUAAUUAGUUGAAAACUGAGAAUAUUUAUGCCCCUCCAGCUCCCUCAAGGCUAACAGUAGUAGUUUCCUGCACUGUGAGUCAAUGGAAUGUGUGUUUCAGGAAAAAAAAAAAAACAAAAAAAACAAAAAUAAUCAUGUUAAUGUGGUAGUUUUGAAUACUACUACAUGGUCUUAUAGUGUCAUAAUUUGUAAAUAUUAAUUUUAUUGUUAAUUUUCUAAUAAAUUUUUUACAUUACAGUUGA
Messenger RNA from Ipomoea triloba (trilobed morning glory), 1646 nucleotides. Its product is annotated as ABSCISIC ACID-INSENSITIVE 5-like protein 2. The record is from RefSeq and is a predicted model, not a curated record. Gene Ontology annotation, biological process: positive regulation of DNA-templated transcription. Bases 393 to 1163 code for a protein of 256 amino acids. Gene Ontology annotation, cellular component: nucleus. The transcript has 4 exons. Gene Ontology annotation, molecular function: DNA-binding transcription factor activity. NCBI's taxonomy places the organism in Eukaryota, Viridiplantae, Streptophyta, Magnoliopsida, Solanales, Convolvulaceae.